Molecule: messenger RNA, 1313 nt
Organism: Argentina anserina (silverweed cinquefoil)
Lineage: Eukaryota; Viridiplantae; Streptophyta; Magnoliopsida; Rosales; Rosaceae
Exons: 4
Coding region: 172-924 (250 amino acids)
Biological process (GO): ubiquinone biosynthetic process; cellular respiration
Molecular function (GO): ubiquinone binding
Source: RefSeq, a predicted model, not a curated record
GCUCCAUCGCGGCAUCCUCCGCUACCGCAUUCACAUCCUCCGAUUUGCGUCUUCAAUUUUUCCAUACUCAAUAAUACUUGUUCGGUCAAUAUCUGAAAUCUCAUCCGCUUCUCAAUUCUUCUUAGGGUUUCCGAACAUCUAGGAACCAAUCUGCUCCGUCGAAUCAUCACGAUGCCGCCGUUCUGGUCGAGCACGGCCUCGAAGGCGGUGGGGUCCUUACUCUCCCGCCGAAAUGGAGCCAGGAAUCAUCACCUGUACACGUCCGCCAGAAAUUCGAACCGGAUUCGGCGCCUGAGUAGCAUUGCCGGCAUAGAGACCCCGUCGGUCCGGAAAUGGACCGGCGAUGGUGUCAGCGACACGUCACGGGUUUUGGUGAAUCCUUUUUGUGAGCAGAGGAGGCGGUUUUUGGGCUGCGGCGACGGUGAAGAAGGCGGCGUGUUAUCCAAGGUUUACGAGGAGAGGCGCGUCUUGGGGUAUUCCCCCGAGCAGUUAUAUGAUGUGGUUGCUGCUGUAGACUUGUAUCAUGGUUUUGUCCCCUGGUGUCAGCGAUCAGAGAUACUUCAUACCUAUCCAGAUGGCUCAUUUGAUGCUGAGCUGGAGAUUGGUUUCAAGUUUCUUGUGGAAAGUUACGUGUCCCACGUUGAGUUAGAAAGACCAAAGCGUAUCAAGACGACUGUGUCAAAUAGUACCCUCUUUGAUCAUCUAAUAAACAUCUGGGAGUUUAGUCCUGGACCUGUUCCAGGAGCUUGCAACCUUUAUUUUUUGGUGGAUUUUAAGUUUCAGUCACCUCUUUAUAGACAGGUGGCCUCGGUGUUCUUCAAAGAGGUGGUCUCGAAGCUUGUUGGUUCAUUUAAUGACCGUUGCCGGUUGAUAUAUGGGCCAGGAGUUCAAGUUCAUGAAAACUCUUAUGGACAAAGGGUAUGAGAGUCUACAAUUUGGCCGUUUGAGAAGACCAAGUGAAUGAGCUUCUGUGGAGUGUAGUCAGACAAACCUUGAAACCAAAUUUUAGUUCGCCUUGCCUCUCGGUAGUUUUUGUUACAAUAUGCUGCCGAUAGUUGCCCUUCUCUUCUGUGGAUCAUUGUCCACUAUGGAUGCAGGGUUCCUGCUCAUUUGUUCCCGUGUACUUUGUAGAUCAAUUGAUCAACAUGUACUUGAUUGGAUGACAGUUUUAAUAUUACAUUACUAUCUCUCAUUAUUAAAAUCCUGCUGUAGGUGAGAAAUUCCAGUCAAACUCCUUGAUACAGUUCCUGUAUGAUAAAUAAUACAAGCAGCUGAUUAGCGCCAUUUGGUGUAUCAGGAAUGAUGCUCUUUAA